AUGUUGAAGCUGCUGCUGAUGAUAUCCAUGUAUUAUCCGCUGUCCGUGGGCCUCACCUUCUACCAGAAAUGGUUCAUUCGGGUAGGUUUUGGGGGCUUGUUGGGGUGUUUUGGAGGUUUGACGGGGUAAAAUACGAUGUACAAAUGGUUUUCCGGAUCUUAUAGAGAUAUGAGAGUAAAAUUGGUGACGAAAAUGGGAUUUUAGAGGCCUUUUUAUAUAUACUGGGUAAUAACAGGAAAAAAUUUUUCGAUUUUUGGAAUUCCGAGGAUAAAAAAAUAAUAAAAUACGGCUAGACUACGUUCAAUUUUUAUUUUUAUUUCAGAAUGCUUGGUUUUCUAGAGAUUUUUAUAUUACACUAGGUAGUAAUAGGUAAAAAAUUUGAAUUUUUUAGUGAAUUUAGGAUUUUUAGCUUGGUAAAAUACGGGCAGUCGAAAUUUUUUUUCUCUUGACAUUAUUUUCGAGCAAAAUUUGGACAAAACUUAGUAAAUUAGAGACAUUUUUAUAGUAGGUACAUACUAGGUAAUGAUCAUUAUAAUGAUAAGCUAAAUGGAGUAUUUUUUGGUGAUUUUGUAAAUUUUGAAAGGUAAAAUACGGUUUCAAGCUCAUUUGAAAAAAAUUUAGAAGAAAAUCGAAGCCAAAGUGAUAGAUUUCAGAUAUUUUUAUAUUACACUAGGUAGUAAUAGGUAAAAAAUUUUGAAUUUUUUAGUGAAUUUAGGAUUUUUAGUUUGGUAAAAUACGGGAGACGACUUUUUUUUUCUGUUGACAUUUUUUGCGAGCAAAAUUUGGGAAAUAAUUGGGAUUUUAGAGACAUUUUUAUAUUAGUUUUAUACUGGGUAAUGAUCAUUAUAAUGAUAAGCUAAAUAGAAUAUUUUUUGGUGAUUUUGUAAAUUUUGGAAAACAAAAUACGGUUUCUGGCUCAUUUUGAUGAAAUUUUAGGAGAAAAUCGGAGGCAAUGUGAUACCUUUCAGAUAUUUUUAUAUUAUACUAGGUAAUCAUGAUAAAAAGAUGAUUUUUUUUGCCGGUUCUAAGGGUUUGCUGGGGUAAAAUACGGGCAAAACUUAUAUGUUAUCUAGUCAUUAAACGGGUUGUUGAAAAAAAGUUAGAUAAUAAUCGAUUUUAGAGAUUUAAAAAGGGGUUCUUGCAGCUGACCUAGUGUAAUAUAAAAAAUGGCCGAAUAAGGGGUUACGUUUGAAUUUGAUUGCGAUGUUUUGUAUUCAGAAGAUAGACAAGACUUUAAAAAUGAUUUUUGACCGGAUCUUUUGGUCUUAUAUGAGCCUAUUUUUUGUCUACAGCAGUUAUAUUACUCAUGAUGACGAUUGAAAAAUUGCUCAAAAAUAUCUUCUAAAAUCUAAAUUUAGUAAGUACAUUGCGUUCGAUAUAACCUAUGAAUCAUUUCACAGCAGUCUACGUCGAUUUCAACAGCAUUUCCAAGGUUAUUCCGCCGUAUUUUUAUACCAGAUACCUACCGUAAUAUAGUUUAAUUUCACCUACCUUUUUCUCGGAACUCCGUUGACCACUGAUUACACUCGAUUGAAAUAUUACAUUUCUCAUCUUUUUACCCCACACUUUGGGGGCAUUUUGUCAGCGUGGCUGCAGAAUCCGUCAUCGACACGCGGCGAAAAAUCGACGAAAAUUUAAUUUUUCCGUCUCCCAAAGGAAGAUUCUUGGUUUGAACCUUGUUGUUUAUGCUUCGAAAAUACCGUAACAUAAUUAAAACGGUGAAUAUCACACAAACUAAAUGAUGGAAGGUCAGAAAAAAGAUUUUUCAACUAUUUUGAACCUAAAAUAAUGUAAAAUUUGAGGGAAAGGAGGAAAAUGAAGGUGGAUGGAGGGUAAAAUACAGCUAGAGAAGCAUGAAAUUUAAUUUGAAAUUAAGUUUGAGACCUAAAACACGGCCAAAAAAUUUUAUGGCAAAUUUUUAUGUUACACUUGACGUCAGAUGGAAAAUUGUUGAUUUUUGAUCUAAAAAAGAGCUUUAAAGUAUUUAUUUUGGCGGACAUGAUGUAAAAUACGGUCUAUGUUAUUGAAAUGUUCAAUAACGACUUCCCAGGAAAAAAUUUUUUUUUGUUUUGCCCAAUAGCUACCUAAAAUAAUAAAAAAUUUGAUGGAAAUGAAGGUGGAUGGAGGGUAAAAUGCAGCUAGAGAAGCUUGAAAUUUAAUUUGAAAUUAAGUUUGUGACCUAAAAUACGGUCAAAAAAAAUUUAUCGCAAAUUUUUAUAUUACACUUGAUGUCAGAUGGAAAAUUGUCGAUUUUGGAUAUAAAAAGGGCUUCAAAUUAUUUAUUUUGAUCGGAUAUGAUGUAAAAUACGGUCUAUGAUAUUGGAAUGUUCAAUAACGACUUGCCAGGAAAAAGUGUUUUCUGUUUUGCCCAAUAGCUACCUAAAAUAAUAAAAAAUUUCAUGGAAAGGAAGGAAAUAAAGGUGGUUGAAGGGUAAAAUACAGCUAGAGAAGCUCGAAAUUUAAUUUGAAAUUAAGUUUGAGACCCAAAAUACCGACAGAAAAAUUUUAUGGCAAAUUUUUAUAUUACACUUGAUGUCAGAUGGAAAAUCGUCGAUUUUGGAUCUAAAAAUGGUCUUAAAAUUAUUUAUUUUGGUCGGACAUGAUGUAAAACAAGAUCUACGACAUUUCGGAAGUGUUCAAUAACGAAUUGCCAAAAAAAAUUUCUUUUUGUUUUCAGUUUUGCCCCAAUGUCACCUAAAAUAGUAUAAAUUUUCGGGAGCCGCGCUCCGCCGCGCCCCCUCUACAUUAAGGGCUUCUGACCGUUUCCUCUUAACUUCAAUUUUUUUCACUUUUUUUUCCAUACAUUCUUUUUUUUACUCUUUGUGAUACCCAAAUGACUUUUUUUUAGUGGCUGUCAUUAUCGACCGGUCGGUACUGAAAAAUCGAGUUUUCUCCUUUCUUUUUGGAGCUAUGCUGCCGAUUUUUUUUUCAGAAUUCGUGGAAUGGAAUUCUACACCUGAAUAUGGUACUCGUUUUUUCACCAUAGUUGGAGUGUCAUUUUGAAAAUUGCAAAAAACCGACUUUUUAAAAAGUACCCCUUUUUUGAGCCACCUUUGCGGCUUUUUAAAGAUAGUUAGCCAGGUCCCGUUCCGAUAGAUCUCUUGCAAAACACUUCAAAUAGAUUUUCAGAAAUUUCUACAUAACGCGGUCGCGUCCCCAUCGCGGGCGGCUCUCGGGACUGGAAGGUUCCAAAAAGUCAAAAACGAUUCGACAUGAAAACGGCCAGCUAUCCACACGUUUCCUUCAUGCACUGUGGGUCAUUUUUCACGCUGACUCCAAAUCUGACAUGCUUUUUGAACAAAAAUUUGCAUAUCGGUUAUAUCCGGAUUUCAAAUCCAAAAUCCGAUUUUCGUAUCUCGGGAACUAGGACCUUAAUCAAAAAUCGCUGCCAUGGAAAGUUGCGGAGCGUUUUUUGGAAGCGCCUGAAGUGGUUUUCGGACGGCGGGUUACAGUCCCCGGUUCUAAACAAUUCGCGAAGUGAUUUUGUGACAUACUCAAAAACAUCUCGCGAGCGAAGCGAGCGCCGAGUUCCAUUCUUUCUUUAUCGGACGUGUUUUCUAUUCCUUUCAAACUUUCUAAUUGGAUUCUUUCAUGUAAAUUCAAAACUACGGUUACUAUAACAUUUUCAAUUUUUUCAACCCUUAGGCUACAGGUGUAGAUGAAGGAAAUUCCAAAUUCUGAUGCCAGAUUCUGAAUCUACGUGAAAAAUCACCAUCAGAAGUGGUAUCAUAGUCCUCCUAUCUCGCCGAUUUUUUUCGGCUUACUGUGGGUUACGGUAGCUUCUGCGCCGUAAGGCGCUUUUUCGCCAUUUUCUCAGCGUUGACGCGAUCGCGCCGGACAAAAUUCACAGCACUGGUAGUACUCGUCAUUACACGUCUUUCAAGGUGUAUUUCACGGUUCCAGGUCUGUCGCUACACGAGGGAUUACUGUAACAAGGUGUCUGGCUUAAAGUUACAGUAUCUCGGUCAAUUUUGAUCGUAUCCACCCGCCUCAAAAAUCAUUCUACUGUGUUUAAAUAGCUCUUCAAAACAUUAGUCGACGCGUUUCCGCCAUUUCUUGAAACCGGGUUACUGUAACAUCGUAAACAUAAAAAGUACCGUAACUUUUGAACGAGUAGAGAUACGAAGACGGGACCUGGCUCAAUCGUUCGGAAAUUGAAAACUCGAUCAGGAUAAGUGUAAAAAUCUGCAUAUUUUUCUAAAAUACGGUCUGGCCGAAUUUAAUUCUGGCCAAAUUUUCCAUUAAUUAUUUCACCCCGAAAAAGUCAAAACUUUUGGGUAAAAAACCCAAAAUAUGACGGCCCUCUAAUUGUACUACAACGUGGUAGAAUUUUUUUUCCGGGGGAUUGAACCUCCGGGGACUUCAGAUUGCCAGACUUCCGCGCUACCCACUGCGCCAUGGGUGGCUCUCUCGGAAUCAAAAAGGGACCGAGCGCGGGGGCUCCGCACUGUGCAAAAACACUUUCGAAAGGGUGCACUGUGCGGAUUUUUGCUUUGUCGCGCAGCGACAAAGCCAAAAUUCGCGCAGCGACAAAGCCAAAAUUGGGAUUCGCACUGUGCAAAUUGAGAAAAAGCCUAGCUCAUUGGGUAAAAUGCAGAGUGCACGGUGCGUCUGGGGGGAAAGUGGGAAAAUCAAAAGGGGGCCUGGGAAAAACGUUUGGAGGGUGUUUUUCGCACUGUGCAAAAUGAAAAAAAGCCUACGAACGUAGGCUUUUUUGUUGAUUGCACCGUGCAAAUUUUUCCAAAUUUCAGGUUUCGAAGGGGAGUGUCUGCAAAAUCUUUUGCGACACUCCGCCAACAAAUUUCGCACGGUGCAAAUUGGGAAAGGCUUCGUUUGGCAAGAUUGCACUGUGCAAACCGUGUCGCAACGUGGAAAAAGGGGCGUGGCAAAAGUUGAUUUUCCAUUUUCGUGAGAGAGCAAAAAUUUCUUUAGCUUUCUCGUCGAUUUCGGGUCCCAGUAUUUUUCCGAGGGCGAUAUCGGUUGGGUUCGCGCGGGUUCGAAAUUUUUUUAUUUUCUCCGGGUUUUCGCGAGUGCACUGUGCGGUGAAAAGAUGCACUGUGAGUUGAUAAGGUGCACUGCGCGGUGCUUAGCGCAUAGGCUUAGUUUGCUUAGCCGCUUAGGCUGCGUAGGCUUAGCUCAGGCUUAGUUUGCUUAGGCUGCUUAGCCGCUUAGGCGCUUAGGCUUAGUUUGCUUAGCCGCUUAGGCUGCUUAGGCUUAGGCUAAUUAGGUGGCGCUUUGCGCGCACACCCGCGUUGGGAAUGUAGGCUGACGAGUCGCGUAGCGACGUAGUCAGGCUACAUCCCAACGCAGCUUGUCUAUUUUCAGCACUACAGUCUCCCUCUUCUUGUCGUGUCUGGCCAUUAUCUGACCAAAUUCUUCUUGGCGGUCACCAUCCGCGCCAUCCUUGAGUUCUUUACGGGUCAAAAAAGGCCUCGAGUCGCGUUCAAAGACCAGAUCCGAUGGCUUUUUCCGGUCGGAUCCUGCGCUUCAUUGGACAUUGGCCUCUCGAAUUGGGCAUUGGAAUAUGUGACGGUCAGUCUGUACACAAUGGCCAAGUCAAGGUGAGAUUUUUCGAUUUUUUUUUGAAAAUUUAGAUGUUUGAGGUUGAGAUUUUUUGAAAAAAAACAGUUGAUGAUGGCUUUAAAAUUUCUUGUCAUAAUUAUGGGGUAAUUAUGACAAAGUUUGACAGUGUAAUUUUGCAAGUUUUGUUGAAAAUUUUAACUUUUUCUCCUUUUGUUAUCUAAAACAAUAUCCGUUUCUAGUUCGAUCCUGUUCAUCGUCGGCUUCUCCCUCCUCCUCCGAUUGGAACGUUGGCGACCUUCUCUCGGCGUGGCAGCCUCCUUCAUCGCCGUCGGAUUAGUCCUGUUCACCUGGCGAAGUGAACAACUUGACGUCCGCGGCCUCUGCCUGGUCGAGCUCGCCGCUCUCUGCACUGGUGUCCGAUGGACCGUAAGCCAGCUGAUUAUGCAGUCAGAUGACCAACCGAGCCCUCUGCGACACCCCCUGGACAUGGUUGCCCAUGUUCAGACGUGGAUGUUCAUGACGAUCUUGCCCGUCGUCUACAUGGUCGAAGGAGAAGAUAUCAAUUGGACCUCGAUUGCUUCGUUCGAUCAAAGCUUCGAACCAAUGACUAUUGUUGUCCUGGUACUGUUUGGAGGAGUCUUGGCGUUUUGUAUGGAGAUGUCAGGUAAAUUUGAGGGGUUGGACCUUAUUUUAGGUAUAAGUUAUGAUAAAUUAGGAAAAUUUUGAUUGGUUUUUUAAAUAUUUGAGUAGGAUUUUGGAUCCUUGACCUAUUUUAGGGCGUUUCAGAGAGUUUACUACAGGAUUUUGAAAUUUUUAUCUCGAAGUUUUUGAGUUCUGACCUUAUUUUUGACAUUAGGUUUUUUAAGAUUUUUGAUUAUUAUUUUAACUUUUUUGAGGUAAAAAUGAUUCUUUUCAGAGUUCCUACUACUUGUCAAUACCUCUGGAAUUACUCUAAACAUCCUCGGCAUCAUCAAGGUAAACUUUUUGAGAUUUUUUGUUUUGAAAUUUAGGUACAAAGGUGGCCAAAAUUGAAAGAAAUCGAUCAUUUGAUUGAAAAAAGUGGAAUGUGUAAUUUUAGGAAGUGAUCACCCUCCUCCUGGCUCACCAACUCCACGGCGAUAGAAUCACACCACUGAAUAUCAUGGGUCUCGGGCUGACGUUGACCGGAAUGCUGAUCCACGGCAUGACCAAGACGGCGGCCCAGCAACGAAAGCAUUCCCGGCUCCAGAACGCGAUGGAGUGCCGCGAUUUGGAUCGGUCCUGGUCCACAGGCCCUCUCAGCCCCAAGUCGGCGACCUCGGAGGACCGGGAGCGAUUGUUGCAAGUUGCAGUGGAUUAGGGGAUUGUUUCGGGAAAGGAUAAUAUAAUUAUAUUAUCCAUGGGCUCAUUCUGUAUAUAGCUGGCUAUUUUGUUGUUGGAAAGUAACUUUGAUUGUAUCUAAGUGUCAAAUUGAGCAAAUCGGAUCCAAAUUUGGGAGUCUUGGGUGAAAUUUUGGGAAUUUCCAGAAAAUCCGUCAUCGUGACAUAUUUAUUUCGCUGGAAUGGAGAAGUUAGACGAUGAAAAUGAAAUGAGAAUGUAAAAUACGGGGUUGAUGAUUUUCCGUUUAUUAAUUUUCAUUUAUUUAUUUUGAAGAUUUUAAUUAAAAAUAGUCAUGAUGACGGAUUUUAUGGAAUUUCCGAUUUCGCCCUGUUUUUGAGCGAAUUUUUGAGUAAUAAGUAGUUUACAGUAGCUUCUGCUUGAUUUAGCCGUGUUUCUUACGCAAUCAUCACCCACAUAUUGCCUGAGGCAAAAGAAAUGUCCGUUUUUGAGAUUUUCGAAAUUCUAAUGUCAUUCUUUUUUGCAGCAGCUUCCUCUUUGCACAAUAUCGUCUUGUCACAUCGUCAAACCCCCAUAUCAAUUGUUCCGGACCCUUUCUUCCCGCUAAAACUCGGUGUACUUGA
This is a messenger RNA of Bursaphelenchus xylophilus (pine wood nematode), 7463 nucleotides long. The record is from the annotation of a GenBank genome assembly. NCBI's taxonomy places the organism in Eukaryota, Metazoa, Nematoda, Chromadorea, Rhabditida, Aphelenchoididae.